AUUUUAUUUUAUUUUUUGUGUGUGAUAAGAGUUUUGAUGAUCGACUUUGAUUUUAUCGAUACACGAUUGCGAUUUUUUUGAUAAUUUUUUUCGAUUCUGUUUGGUCGCCGAGAAAACUGAGGGUUUUUUUUCCUCUCGUUUUUUAGUUCGUAAGAAAGAAAAGAAAGCUCAAUUUAGCUCAGCAGAAUUUUUUUCACUCUUUUUUGGGUUUUGGGAAAAUUGACAGAUUAAUUUUCUGUUCCUUUUUCUAUUUACCUCUGGUUUCUCAGCAUCCAAUCAGAUUAUACUGAGUGAAAUGGUUGAAUUAUUGUACUUUGAUGUGGAUUAUAGUCUUAUAGAUUGAAGUUGGGGAUUUUAUGAUUAUGUACUUGUUGAUGUGUUGUUUGGAGAGAUUGUGUUUGGCUUUGAUUCUCAUCUGCUGAAAUUGGAGAGAAAAUGAGUUCUUCUCGAUUGCAUUGUUGUUAAACUUUUAGUGUUUUGGAGUGUUAUUUGGAAUUAGUUGUGGGUUUCCUGUUAAAAUAUUUUCUGUUAAAAUCAAAGAUCAAUGCCUAAAGCCUAGCUAGAUUUUGAAGUUUCCUGAGUAGCAUGUGUAUUUUCUGGGUUUUUUUCUCUCAAGUUGGAUGUAAAGAUGUGAUGAUCGGUUUGGUUGCUGAGAAAAUGGAGGAAAAGAAAAGGAAGGAAAAGAAAUUAUAUCCUAGUCGUGGCAUUUCCAUUAUUUUGGAACCAUGGAAAGAAAAACACACAAUUAAGAUUCUGUGUGGUGGUUUGCUACAAUCAACAUGAACCUCACUUCUAUUGUUGCUUGCUGGUGUGAAGGAGAGAUGGGUUAUCCUUGCUGUGCGGUUUGGAUUCCCGGUUAAUGGUUGAGUUUCUCUUGAGGAUCUCAUGAGAGUGCUGUAGUUGAAGCCAUGACGCAGUAGGUAGAUUGCUAGUAAUAGGCAUUAUAAUAUAUAUAUGGAUUUGUAAUCCUGGGAAUUUCUACUUUCUUGGUGAAGUUGGGGUGGGAGUUAGGGAUUGUGAGGUUUUAAUAAUCUUUGAUGGCAGUGAUGGGAUUGAGCAACUUGAAUUUCAUUUGUUCAUUAGGAAAUUGAGACAGGGUCGAUCUUUGUGUAAGAGUGUACUUAUUAGGGGGCAAAGAAUAGAAGUUUGAAACAUUGGAUAAAUAAACUGAAAAAAGGACCCUCUUGAAGACUUAGGACAAUAACAUAUUCGACCCUAAAUAUGGGCUUGCCUCAAGUGUCCUCCAGUGCGGUCGCUGAGGAAGUGACCACAUCAUUGAGCACAUUUGUGCAAACUCCAUCUCGAUUUGUUGGUGUGAGCAGCUGUGAUUUAAGUGGAUUGCAUGGGGGAAACCCAGGCAAUCGAAUGGCAAUGGAAUUGCCAUGCUCUUCUUUAGGAGAUUUCCAAAGGAAAACCAUCCUGGAGCUUCCGCAGGACCCAGGUGGCCUGGAUACUCACAAUGAGGGUACAUCCAACUUACACAGGUUGAAGAUUGGCUCUACAGAGAAAAAUGGCUUGUUCACUCGUAAAAGUUCUCGGAAUAUUCAGAGUCCUGUUUCAAGAAUUGUGGGUUUUGAAUCAAGGGCUCUCAGUUCUCCUGCUAAUAUCUUUGAGGGGAAUCAACCCUCAUCUGUUGUUGCUUGUAUCACCGGCGAUGCAACUGAUGCCAGUGGGUUGCAAGUGAGGAAGCGGUUAUUGUCACCUUUGAGUGGCAUGCUUCUCCCAGAUCAAUUUGAUGGUGAUGCCCAUGACACUCGUCACCUUAUUCAUCAGACUGCUCCCCAGGGAUGUAGUGACAAUUAUAAUGUUUCUGAGUCACAAGAUCAUAAAAAAGCUAAUAUCGAGAGCUCCAAUUAUUUCAGUCCUCCAAUCUGGUCUGCACCUGGUUCCCCAGAGUGGCAGAAUUCUCCUGAUGAUACCUAUGGGGCAAAUUCCAUUUUUCUCACUGAUGGCCCUUUGCUUGGGAAGAAGGACCUACUGUCUCAUAAUCCCGUUUUAUCUUCACCUGGACUUAUCUACUUUGGAGAAACAGCUGAGUUGGGGUCCCACUCUGAAGCAAUAGCUAUAUCUUCAAUAAAGGUGCUCUCCCCUCCACUAUCUUUAUCUCCUCUUGGUCCAAAAUUCCCUGAAAGAAUAAAAGCUGCUGGAAGAUGCAAGGAUAAUAGGGAAGAAUUAGAUGAUGACUAUUUGACCUUAAAGGAUGUGGAACAGUCGCUUGAUAGAACUGUCUCAGGCCUUUUAUCUUCCCAGAAGGAAGAGUACUUCGGGUUGUCAAGCAAAUCAUUUGAAGAUAUUGAUCUUCUCCAGAAAAAAUUAAACCUGUUUACACCUGAGAUUAUCUCGAGCAUGGGUGAGCAUUGUGGGCAUGAUUCAACCAUUAAUCCACAUUGUAUCAAGUAUGUCAGAAUUUUGAGUGGAUUGCAUGUUAGAAGGUCCUUAGUUGGUUCAUUUGAGGAGUCCCUGUUGUCUGGCCGGUUAUCAUCUGGGAAAGUCAGUCAGAAAAUCGAUGGUUUCCUUGCUGUUCUUAAUGUCACUGGAGGGAAUUUCUCACCCAAACCUAAGAAGCUUCCUUUUGCAGUAACUAGUGUGGAUGGGGAUAACUACUUACUGUACUAUUCAUCAAUAGAUCUUGCUGGGAAUUUUCCAUCAGACAAGUACAGAGGCCCAAAAAUGAAGAGGAGCCUUAGCAUUAAUGACUCACGAGCAGAAAAGAACCGCCUGCGUAUACCAAUGAAAGGGCGGAUACAACUGGUACUUAGCAAUCCAGAAAAGACGCCUAUUCACACCUUUCUUUGUAACUAUGAUUUGAGUGACAUGCCAUCUGGUACCAAGACAUUUCUGCGCCAAAAGGUCACUCUGGCCUCAUCUAGAUCGACUUCUGUACCAGGGAAUGGAGGACAAAGAGUUCCUCACAUGAAAAAUGAUGUCAAGCCAUCUUUAAUCUCAAACACCAGUCAUUCUUUACCAAGCAGGGAUUUUUCAAAUUCAAAUGGAAUUGAUGCUGCACAUACAAUAAGAUCUACAAGCCAGGGUGUGGAAAUGAUAGAAACUGCAGUUCCGGACUACACUGGGGAUCAUGUCCAUCGAUCCCAAAGUAACGAAGAGGGAGGCUCACCAGCCUUGCAUUUUAGCAAACUCAACAGUAGUGAAUACCUAAAGACCAGUAGGCUGAACAAUGCUCCAUUGAAUACAUGCCAUGUAACUGAAAGCAAAUCUGUACAUAGCCCUUCAAAGGUCAAUGAGAACACAACUGGUGCUGGUGUUCUGCGUUAUGCUCUUCAUCUCCGGUUUUUAUGCACACCUCCUAAGAAAUGUGUGAGGUCAAUCCAGAGGUGCAAAUCCGAUCCUUUAUCUGUACCAACAAGAGACAAUAUGGACAUUGAUGGGGAGCGACGCUUCUACUUGUAUAAUGAUCUAAGGGUGGUAUUCCCUCAACGCCAUUCGGAUGCUGAUGAGGGAAAGCUACAAGUGGAAUAUGAUUUUCCUUCAGAUCCAAAAUACUUUGACAUCAGCAACUAGAAGGCCCAGGUGAUCUCAGAAUCUGGUUGUGUCUGUACAUUUGUAUGUAAGAAAUAAAAUGUAAUUUUUUGUUCAUCACAUCACUUACUGGGGCAAUAACCCCAUUUCACCUGUAGAGAUUUCCAUUUUCAAUAAAUUAGAUGAUUCUGUUCAGCCA
Messenger RNA from Vitis riparia (riverbank grape), 3676 nucleotides. RefSeq lists its product as uncharacterized. The transcript has 6 exons. Bases 1222 to 3519 code for a protein of 765 amino acids. The record is from RefSeq and is a predicted model, not a curated record. Lineage: Eukaryota; Viridiplantae; Streptophyta; Magnoliopsida; Vitales; Vitaceae.